Molecule: messenger RNA, 1357 nt
Organism: Eucalyptus grandis
Lineage: Eukaryota; Viridiplantae; Streptophyta; Magnoliopsida; Myrtales; Myrtaceae
Exons: 6
Coding region: 303-1046 (247 amino acids)
Biological process (GO): protein complex oligomerization; response to salt stress; response to hydrogen peroxide
Source: RefSeq, a predicted model, not a curated record
GUGGCCGCCUCUCUGCCACGUGGACAAAAAGUAUCUGCUUUGCUUUGCUCUGCAAUUUGCACCGAUAUUUCCUUACGCAGCUCUGCUUCCUCCUCCUCAGAUAUUUGCAUCUCCAAGGGUCCCACCCAAUCCUCAACCAGCCACGAGCAGAAUAUCUGGAGCUCACUCCCCAGCGUCCCCCGUUCCGUAUUAAAAAUCGUCGUCGUGGUUACCUUCGUCUUCGUCAUCGCAUUUCAUCUAUAGAGAUUCCUGGGGCUCCUGCGAUUCGGAAAAGGCACCGGGCUUCCGUCGACGCGAGGGAAAUGGAGGGUCAGGUCGCGAGGCGCAGGAUCAGCACGAUCGCCGGCCACUUCGUCGCCGGCGAAGAUAUCUCCGCCGCCGCUCGCGUCGUGCCUCUGAACUGCAGUGCUAGUUUAAACUCUGUGAUCCAAAGAUAUGACAACAGAAUGUACUUUGCAAGGCAAGGGUCUAGUUCACAAGGUAGUUUCAUGAGGCAGGCUUCAAUUGAUCAGCAGGUGAGACCAACUCAGCCUGGCACUUGUCAGGGCUCUUGCAAUGCUUCUGAGGCUCCAUCAUUUUCGAGGCCUUCAAGAACUGAACAAAAACUGCCAAAUUUUGGCUUAAUACAACCUAGAGCGCAGUGUUGCAACUUAACUGCAGCAGAACCAGCACCUAGCUUUGCUCGGCCAAACAGAAGAGUCAGUAGACAAAAGCAAUCCAAUUUGAAGAAGAAAGUUGAUCCUCUAAACUCCAGGGGGGCUAGAUGGUCCCCACGAAUGGAUGUGGUAGAAUCAGAACGCAAUUAUGUUCUGACUGUGGAAGUUCCUGGAGUUAGCAGCAAGGAUAUCAGAGUGGAAGUCAGUGACCAAAAAUUGACUGUGAUGGGAAUGCGUCAGCCUUGGCAAGUAUCUGGCUUUUCAAAUGAAUCGAUUAUGUCAUAUCACAAGAGAGAGAUCACACAAGGACCCUACCAGAUCACAUGGCCGCUCCCCACCAAUGUAAACAAGGAUAGUGUCUCGGCAGAAUUUGUGAAAACAAUUAUCUAAUGGGUUGUGGCCAUUUGGAGCAGGGAGGGAUUUCUACAGAUCAUUGUUCCUAAGCUUUGAGAAACAGCCACAGAGCAGCAUCUACAAAAGUAAAUGACUACGUCAUUGUCAUUAUCAAUAGCCAAUAUAGCCUUCUACACAUGCUCUUCAAGUAUCUCAUAGAAAAUUUACCAGCACUCUGUUGAGCUUCUUGCAUCAACUCUGUCAUUCUGUUGCUGUUCAAUGCGGAAUUACUUAGAAAAGUAAGAAACAUCAGCUAUAAAAUGAAACCUUCCUAUAAUUCCAAUCAACUGCUCGAUUUACACGGUUUA